This is a messenger RNA of Naegleria lovaniensis, 3294 nucleotides long. RefSeq lists its product as uncharacterized. NCBI's taxonomy places the organism in Eukaryota, Heterolobosea, Eutetramitea, Acrasida, Naegleriidae. The transcript has 7 exons. Gene Ontology annotation, molecular function: zinc ion binding; protein binding. Bases 1 to 3294 code for a protein of 1097 amino acids. Gene Ontology annotation, biological process: protein homooligomerization. The record is from RefSeq and is a predicted model, not a curated record.
AUGCUUUCAUCCACUCACACCGAAGACGCACUCCACAACAAGAGAAAGCGCAUUCAAGACCAAGCCGACACUGAACAAAACAAUCAUGAAGACUCUACAGCAUCUCUUGCGAAGGAUAUUUCCAUCAUGGACAUGAAUCCGAGCAAUUAUGUUCAUGUUCGGGACAUGAUUGAACGGUACAAAAUUAAAAAGUUGCUGCACUUUAAAAAGCAAUGGGAAGGAAUUGAAGCAAGAAAGAAGGAAAUUGAAUUUUUGGAAAAGUUCUUGUUGGGAAAGGCUUCUGCAUCAUCAUCAUCUGCCUCCUCCUCUUCAUCGGGAACCUUUCCGAAGAAACAAUCAUCCUCUCAAGAAGUAUCAACAACAUUAUCUCAACAACAAGUUCAUGACGGUGAGGGUGGUGCCAAAAAGUCUGAUGAUGAUUAUUUAUUGAGCCCACAAAAGAAUUUGCAAGAUCUUUUAGAACAACAAGGACAAGAUAAUCUCAUCAAGUUCAAUGUCGGAGGAAAGAUUUUCACAACUACUAAAACAACCAUUUCAAAGAGAGAGAACAUGUUGAAAACUAUGAUUCAUUCUGAGUUUGGAAUUGAUAGAGAUUCGAGUGGAGCUAUUAUGUUGGACAGAAAUCCAGACUAUUUUCCAAUUAUUUUGGAACAUUUGAGAACUGGAUCCACAACUCAUUGUGGUCUCUGGGAAGAACGAACUGAAGCAACUCUUCCAAAAUUUAAAGAAUUGUUGGAGGAAUCUGGCUUUUUUGGUACUCAACGACUCAGUAAAGCUGUCAGAAUUAUCAUUGGUGAGAUUGAGCACAAGAUUAAAAGCAAAACUGAACCUCCAAAAUCUACAAUUGUAUCCCACAAAAAGAUAACCGAUGAAACGUUGGAUAGCACCAUGGUGAGUACUGGCCAAGAAAAGGCCGAUCAGGAAUGGAUUGAAAGCUUUAUGAGCUUAACCAUUACUGAGAAGGAAGUUGCAGAUAGUUACUUUACAAGUCUCGAAAAAAAAAUCAAGGAGGAAAAUGAGAUGCUCAAUUCUAAAGAGAGAGAAAUUGCAUCAUUUUCUGCAAGAACUGAUAUUGUUUUUAACGUUCGAGGAGUGAAACACACAGUUCCUCUUCGCAAAAUUGUGUCACAUCCUGAAUGCAUCCUUAAUGAUUUCUUGUCUGCUCUAGAACCUCCAAAAGAAAAUCAGCCUGCUCAAAAUGAAAUAUUUAUCGACAGAGAUCCAGAAAUAUUUGGAGUGAUUCUUAACUAUUUACAAACUGGUCAAGUGAAUAUUUUCAACUUGGAAACACACAAGCAAAAACAAGUGUAUAGGGAAUGCAAAUUGUUGAAUUUGACUGGACUUCUUGAUUAUUGGAACCCAUUAAGAUAUCCUAUAGAAACAAUUGGAGAAGAUAAUAUCAAAAUGAAAGAAGAAGAAGAUUAUAUUAGACAUUUAUUUGCUACCGAUCGCGAGAAUCCAAUUCUUAACGACCCUUACUUGCUACUGAUCAAUAUUUUCGAAAAUGAAAAGACAAGAACAUCCUUUAGAAAAGAAGAUCCACCUGCUCAGGUUCCUCUCAUUUUCAACUUUGAAAACCCUAUGGAAAAAUCAGAGUUAACUCAAAAACAAGCAAUUGUUGUUCCGCCUAUUCCCAAGAUUUGUGCAAAUCGAGGUCAAUUCAUUGCACAAUUCAAUGCUUUCACAUAUGGAAUAUUUAAAGAUAUGGAUUGGUCUAACAUUGUAUGCGCAGGUGGUUCUGUAGUUGCAGCAUUAUUAGAUCAUGACAAAAAGAAAGAAUCCAUCUCUACUGAAGCUGAAGAUUCUUCAAUGGAAGAACAAGCCAGUAACUGGGACGUCGAUGAUACAUGUGAAGAAAAUCCGGAAGAUAAUGAUUUUGAACUCGAGGACGAUGACGAAAACGUAUUUACUGACAGUGACGAUGAAAAGAGCAUACAGACUCAGGUAUUCGCUACUAAUCCAUUUGGAUUGGCAUAUGUAUCUUGGGGCACUCAACAGCCAAUAGAAACAACUGCAGAUAAGGAAUUAGCACAUACAUAUACCUAUUCUGUGUGGUCAAAAAGCGAUGUAGAUUUGUUUAUUUAUGGCCUCUCUGAAAAAGAGGCAGAAGAAAAGAUUAAUUAUUUAUUCACUCUUUUCAAAACCAACCUAAACGGACAUGUCUAUAGAAAAUAUUUCAUGAGCACUGGACAGGGAUAUAAUACGCAGUUACAAGAUGAUAUUUUAGUGGUUCGAACCGAACACUCGGUCACUUUUUAUUUCCAGUAUCCAAUUCGACCAAUUCAAAUCAUUCUUCGAAUCUAUAAGAGCAUUACAGAAGUAUUGUGUGGAUUUGAUUGUGAUAGCGUAACGUUUGGAUUCGAUGGUUCGCAAGUAUUUUGUUUGCCCAGAGGACGAAGAGCCAUUAAUACAAGAUCUAAUUUGGUUGACCCUUCACGCCAAUCCAAAACCUAUGAAAUACGUCUGUUAAAAUAUGCAAAGAGAGGAUUUAGAAUUGCUAUUCCUGGUUACGAUGAAACAAAAAUUAAGAAUGAAAUUUUGUUGGCUGGAAAAACAGCAUACACUCCUAUCCGAAGACGAAGAUAUAGGUAUUAUAUGACCCAAACAACACCACGUGCAGAUGUAAGGGCAAUGACUGGUCUCGCCAGAUUGCUAGUCAUCAAACAAGCAACGAAAUUUUCACGUAAUGUCGAUAAGGCUGUGAAUGGUAAAUAUUUAGAGGAUGAAGAGAUGAAUGUUCAUGACUACAAGCAACUCUCGCUUCCAUACAAUUCAUUGACAACGGCUGCGAUGAAUUACUUGACAACAAAAAGAGUUGUAGAAUUUUUCAAAGAAAAAUUAGACAAGAAGCCACAUUUCGAAUUUGCUCUGAAUGAUGUAACAAGUGUACUGCAUGCUUCUGGUGACAAUAGCACUAUUUCUCCAGAUGUGAAGUGGAUAACUGUUGAGCCAGGUCGGCAAUACAUUGGAAGUUUUCACCCAUCAACGACCAAUUUUUACAAAGACGCAUACACCUCACAAUUAGCUAAAAAGCCAGUAGUUAUUCCCAAAAAGAAAAAAGUGAGGGUUACUUGGCAUUGGCAACACAAGGCAAAUUAUAAUGAGUAUGACAAGUCCACAAGUGCUCUCAUUGAGAAGGCAUACCAGAAAUUUAAGAAGAACAAGUCAGAUCAUACGGUUGUCAUUUCAAACACCCACUUCAUUGACUUUAACCAGAAUAAGCAAAUUGCUCUCGACGAUCGUUCGAGAAUGAGACAUGUCAAACGAACAAAAGUUAAAUUACCUAACCAAUAG